Capronia epimyces CBS 606.96 is the source of this 1710-nucleotide messenger RNA. RefSeq lists its product as uncharacterized. The transcript is spliced from 9 exons. The coding region runs from base 1 to 1710 and encodes 569 amino acids. The record is from RefSeq and is a predicted model, not a curated record. NCBI's taxonomy places the organism in Eukaryota, Fungi, Ascomycota, Eurotiomycetes, Chaetothyriales, Herpotrichiellaceae. Gene Ontology annotation, biological process: transmembrane transport. Gene Ontology annotation, molecular function: transmembrane transporter activity.
AUGGAACCUCCAAUACCGGAGCCGAUCGACCCUCAAAUCCUUCCGUGUGGUGCUCACGAAACACCAGACCUGCCCCGGUCGAUGUCUUCACGGUCCGAUCUUCCCAGGAAGCCUGAGAAAGACACGUUGCAGACAGAUGAUGCGACAUAUGCAACCAAACACGAGGAGGAAUAUGUCACGGGGAUCAAGCUGUACAUGAUAUUGGCUGCUCUGGUCCUUGCUCAGUUUGUGGUGAUGCUCGAUAUAUCCAUCAUGGCCACGGCCAUUCCCCGGAUCACCAAUACCUUCAACUCCCUUCUCGAUGUGGGAUGGUACGGAAGCGCAUACCAACUCGCGAGUGCAUCUUUGCAGCCCUUGACCGGCAAGAUAUACACAUUCUUCAGGACCAAGUGGACGUUUUUCGCAUACUUCCUCCUCUUCGAGCUAGGAUCAUUGCUCUGCGCGGUAGCCACAUCCUCCACAAUGUUGAUUGUCGGCCGAGCCGUUACCGGUAUGGGCGCGUCAGGCGUGUUGACCGGUGGCCUCACCAUCGUCGCGGCCUGUCUUCCAGAAGAUCGACGGCCGACAAUCUUAGGAGUCAUGAUAGCAAUCGGACAACUUGGUCAGGCCUGCGGUCCCCUCAUCGGAGGAGCAUUUACCGAGUACGUGUCAUGGCGCUGGUGCUUCUACAUCAACCUUCCCAUCGGCGGCAUUAUCGCCGCGCUUCUCACCCGCAUUCACGUCCCGGAACGGAUUGCGAAACCACAGCUACGAAAGGUCCUCGGUACUGCCGUCGAGUCCUUGGAUCUUCUGGGAUUUGCAAUCUUCGCCCCUGCGUCCAUUCAGUUUUUCCUCGCGCUACAAUAUGGCGGUAACCAGUAUCCCUGGAAUAGUCCCACCGUCAUUGGCCUGUUCUGCGGAGCCGGCGUCACCCUUAUCCUUUUCCUCGGGUGGGAAUACCGCAGGGGCGACGCGGCCAUGGUUCCCUCUUCAAUCCUGCGCCAGCGUAUCGUGUGGUCGAGCUGUGCGGUCCUGUUCUUCCAAAUGGGGGUGCUGGUCUGUGCAGCCUACUACCUUCCCAUCUACUUCCAGGCGGUCAAAAAUGCGUCGCCACUGAUGAGUGGUGUCUAUAUGCUUCCCAACAUUUGUUUCCAGAUCCUCAUGGCCUUGGUAUCCGGUGGCCUUGUUCAAAAAGUCGGAUACUGUCUACCUUGGGUAGUAGCUGGCACCACGUUCUGCGCCGUGGGGUUCGGCCUCCUCUCGUUGCUGACUCCAACGUACUCGACCGGCGCACGCAUUGGAUACCAGAUCUUGUUCGGGAUUGGCGGUGGAUGUGUAUUGAGCAUGCCUUAUAUAUCGAUCCAAAACCUCGCCGCACCCGCUCAAACUCCCAUUACCAUGGCCCUCCUGCUCUUCUGUCAGAACUUUGGCGGAUCCAUCUUCCUCACCGUUGCGCAGACGGUGUUCAGCAACAGCCUGAGAGAUGCCAUUUCGACGAAUGUUCCCGGCGCCAACGUCGAAGCAAUCGUGGCAGCUGGCGCCACCGCGUUCCGGACCGUAGUCUCGAGUGCGCAACUGAAGGGCGUCCUUGACGCCUACUGCACGAGCAUUACCCAUGUCUUUUACCUGGUCUGUGGAGUGGCAGUCUGCGCUUUUUGUUCCGGAUGGGGGCUAGGGUGGAGGGAUCUGAGGGUGAAAAAGAGCCGGUCUCCGUCUCAACCAGCGCCAUAG